Molecule: messenger RNA, 2874 nt
Organism: Bombus huntii
Lineage: Eukaryota; Metazoa; Arthropoda; Insecta; Hymenoptera; Apidae
Product: carcinine transporter-like
Exons: 11
Coding region: 80-1954 (624 amino acids)
Biological process (GO): transmembrane transport
Cellular component (GO): membrane
Molecular function (GO): transmembrane transporter activity
Source: RefSeq, a predicted model, not a curated record
CGAACCAGCGGUUAGGAGCGACACUAAAUCAAGUGGGAAUGAAACUCGUUGAAACAACGCUAGACAUGGUAACGGAUCCAUGACUGUGCUUCUGUUAUUAUCAACGCCAGUAACGGUUAAACCUAUUGCAUGUGUCGAAAUGAAGGACGAGAAGAGUAACUCUAUAUUGCCCACUGAAGCGACUCGAUUGAGACCAAGAUUGGAAAGUUUCGAUGAUGUUCUGCCGUAUGUCGGUGACUACGGGAGAUAUCAAUGGCUGUUGUUAUUGUCGUUACUACCUUAUGGCGCGACGUACGCGUUUCUGUAUUUCUCGCAAUUUUUCAUUACGAUUAUUCCCACGGAACACUGGUGCAGGAUAGACGAAUUAGUAAACUCGAAUUUCACCGAAGAAGAGAGGAUUAAGAUAGCGAUUCCAGUGACGAACGUUUAUCCUUAUUACGAACAAUGUCAACGGAAGGACGUAAACUUCACAGAGCUGUUGAAGAGCGAUAAGAGCCUGAGCUCAUCGGGCUUCCAAACAAACAAAACGAUAAAAUGUACUCAAUGGGAGUAUAAUUUUACGCAGAUUCCAUAUCCUAGUAUAGGAACUGAGCUAGAUUGGGUAUGCGACCGAGAAUACCUCGUAUCAACGGCGCAGGCCAUCUUCUUCUGCGGAUCCAUCAUCGGUGGUUUCCUAGUCGGUUGGAUCGCCGAUCACAAGGGUCGUAUCCCAGCUUUAAUGUUCUGCAAUGGUAUCGCCCUUUUUGCCUCCAUUUUCACUGCCAGCGCAAAUAGUUUUUGGUCAUUCGCCGUCUGUAGGUUUCUCACUGGACUGGCGUUCGAUAACUGUAUCAACAUUCCUCUGAUUAUCGGUAAGCCUUCUACGAAAGCUUUUGCCACCACCAGAGAUGAAUAUAUUGAUUUUGUUAUUGUUAAAGAUCGUUUCAUCGAUUUUCAUGUCGUCGAGGAUAGUUAUAUCUUGAUAUUCUUAAAUCGAGUUAUACAAGGUGGUUGCUACAACUACAUCGCAGUGGCCAGUACAAUUUUACCAUGGAUAGCCUAUUAUAUCGCAAACCGGAGAUAUUUUACUUACGUUACUGCCAUACCGCUGUUAUCUGUCGCUAUCACACCGUGGAUUCUUCCCGAGAACGCCCGCUGGUACGUUUCCAACGGGAUGAUGGACAAGGUUGUUGAGAAACUACGGAGAAUAGCUAGGAUCAAUCGUAGAAAUCCAGACUCGCGUAUUUACGAUAUAUUAGUUAGUAACAUGGAGGCACCGGACAAAAUUCAAGAAUCAGCGACGCUGCUCGAUCUGUUCAAAACGCCACGGUUGGCGAGAAACACUAUUCUUCUAGUUGCAUUCUGGUGUUUUACCCUGAUCUCGUUCGACGAUCACGUGUAUUCAUUAAAACUUAUCCAGAGCUCGGUGUUCGUGUCGUUCUCGAUCGCCUGUGCCACAGAACUUCCAGCUGGGUUAUUACUCGCCCUGUUGCUCGACCGAUGGGGUCGUAGACUCUGCGGAUUUCUCACGAUGGCAAUGACCUGUGUACUCAGUAUCGCUGAACUUAUGCUGCAUUCCAUGCUCGCGAAAUUAGUAAUGUCAAUAUUGUCGCGAUUCUGUCUGAACAUGGCAGCUAAUGUUGGUCUUCAGUAUGCAGCAGAACUUCUGCCCACGCCAGUCAGAUCGCAGGGCGUAUCUUUCAUUCAUAUUUUCGGAAUAGUUGCACACUCUUUGGCGCCAUAUAUCACUGACUCGGCUGCAAUUUGGGAGGGAUUUCCAAUGCUCAUUAUCAGCACGGUGUCCUUUUUUGGCGCUGCACUGGUUUUGUUCUUGCCGGAAACUGUCGGCCAGAAUCUUCCUCAGACUAUCAAGCAAGGCGAAGAAUUCGGAAGGGACCAACAUUUCUGGUCGUUGCCUUGCUACCAUAAGACACACUUCAAUGGACAUCAACACUAUCACUCCUGUGAACGAUAAUUAUCUGAUUUUUAAUAAUAAUUCAAUUAAAAAACACGAAGGAGGAUUCGUGUUUUUUUAGAAGUAACAAUAUUACAAGCGGAUCAGUCUGACGAUUUUUGUACGAGAAAAAAUCGGAACAUAUUAUUUUUCUAUUCUCCUACAUUAAUUUUUAUUUUUAUCGUUUACGUUUAAGAAUUUGUAAGCCUUAAUUCUAAAAAGAGCGAGCUUAGAAAUCGUGUUCCUAUAUAAUUUUUAUUAUUAUCUUUUAAGAGCUUUUAUAAUUUUAAUGCUAAUUUUCACUUGCGUUACGCACGUUCGAAUCGUUCAGCGGUUGGUGCUAAUUUGAUAUUCAAAGAUAUUACGUAGAAUAAUAUCGAAAAUGUUACGUAAAUUAAUAAUUACGUAAUUUAUUAAUUACGUAAAUAAUAAAUUAGGGAGAUUUAAAUUUUUGAUUCCUUUAAUGUUUUUAACAUUUUUUACUGGAAUAUAUUGGACAAAAUCUUAUUUAAAAAAAUAGUACGUUUAGAUAAUUUUUCUUUGUGAAAAGAAACAGUUUUAUAUCUUUUGAACGAUUAUCCACGUAUUUUUAACGAUUAUUUAUCUAUUCGUUAUAUUUUUUGUACGAUUUUAAAUAACGUACAAUAUUAAUAAAAUCCAAGCUUGAAGACUUUUUAAAUUAUUGUUAUAAUUUCUUCAGCACCAACUGCUGGACUUUUAUCUAUCUAAAACGAGUUGUACGUACAUUAAAAAAAAAAUAACUCUAAUUGACUGUUUCUAUGGUUUAGGAAGAAGAAAAAAAGAAAGGAAAGAAUAUUGUAAGCAAAUCGUGCCAUCGUAUGACGAUCAGUGUUCGUCGUUGUGCCAAUAACAACGCAAUCAAUCUGAAGAAACCUAUUCAUAGUAUUCAUAAUCAUCACUCACGUAUAUAUUCGCGUAUA